AUCUGUCACGGAUAACCUAGUGGGAGGCCGACCGCCAAGUCAGUGACCUUGCUUCGGCGCAAGUCAGCGGGCACUGGUGCCUGGUACGAAUCCUGGGGUCGUCGUUGUACUCGUGCGAGUAAUCCACGAUGCUACAAGGCGUUAAGCAAUGAAAGUGACCCUUGAGGGAAGCAAUUCUGCAGAGACACUUUCACCCUGGGAUGGCGUCGCCAGAUUACACCGUCCCGUUACAGGGAAAUUGGCUGUUUGGUUGGACAACUGCAUCUUCUUUUUUGCCUCUUUUUUUUUUCGUCCAUCUUUUUUUGUAUCCCGACCGGCCUUUUGUCCCCCUUCUCUUUUUUAUCCCCAUUCAUUUAAUUACUUUUCUUAUAAAGAAACACGGUGCUAUUAUAGUUAUAGUUUUCUAUUCAACUAAUUUACACGGCUAUAUAUCUAGGUGGUGGGUGGUGGGUGGUGUACGACAUCCUCUACAGUCUGUAUACCUUUCGCAAUUGGCCCCUAUUAUUAUCAUUAUUUCCCUUCUUCUGCUGUAUAUUAAUCCACUUGAUUUUCCCAAUAAAAUCUAUUCUAUCUGUAUCGCAUUUUAUCAUGGCUUUCUUACAUAUAAGAUACCAUGGAAGUGUCGCCCUUUCCCUCGUCUGCAUUCACCUCCCACGCUCCUACCCUUGACCACUUCAGGUUACAGAGCGUCUGCCCGCUUUCUGUUCUUCCUAUUAUGACUCGGAAAUGUUUCAGUCUUCUUCCCAUCGUCUUUCUGCUUGCAAGUUGGCAGAGGAUCAGAUGAAACUUCUCCGCUUCUCUACAGUCUACACUGCCUGGCAACCAUCAAGGCUAUCCUAGAAGCAGUUUGGCAACGAAUAUAUCCAUUCUUCUGGAUAGUUUCCUUUGGCUCGCUGCUUCCAAGCGACAGACUCAAUCUACGCUUUGCCACUGCCAUCCCCAACCCAUACCACGACGAAG
Messenger RNA from Aspergillus wentii DTO 134E9, 960 nucleotides. RefSeq lists its product as uncharacterized. The record is from RefSeq and is a predicted model, not a curated record. The transcript has a single exon. Lineage: Eukaryota; Fungi; Ascomycota; Eurotiomycetes; Eurotiales; Aspergillaceae. Bases 201 to 719 code for a protein of 172 amino acids.